Messenger RNA from Closterium sp. NIES-67, 1229 nucleotides. NCBI's taxonomy places the organism in Eukaryota, Viridiplantae, Streptophyta, Zygnematophyceae, Desmidiales, Closteriaceae. The record is from the annotation of a GenBank genome assembly.
ACCUGAUUUCUGAAUGCAACCCAUUUUGGCCGCACUUCCCGCUAAACUCUAACGAUCGGUUCUGCCACUUUUACCAGUCUUUCUUUUCCGUCAGAGAAAAUGCACCGACGCAACAUGCGCGAUAAGUCUGUUUCGACCAGCUUUUAUCUAUCCGUUCUCUUCCUCCUCCCUCUUUUCGCACAUCCGCCGGUAUUCGCGCACGAAUGUCCGUCGCUGCAAUGCGGCAUGAUGCGGCGCGGGUACAUCUGGGACCACGACGCGUGGGGCAACUUGGGCGAGCAGGAGAUUAAGGACGAGCGGCAGAAGGUCCAGGCUUGCGCGAUGCUGUGCGCCGCCUCGCCGGAAUGCUACAUUUGGCAGCUAAGGGUGGUGGAGGAAGGAGCAUUCUGCCGCAUGUGGCGGGAGGAGCAGAGCCCGUGCCUGGCGGACCCGACGGACGGCGCCAACCCCGUCCACUACAACCCCACGCCCCCCUGGAAGGGCGUGUUCGGCUUCGGGGGCGGCUGCAACCGCAGCAAGCGCGGGCGAGGGACCGACCCCACACCAGCAGGGCAGAGAGGGGCUGGGGCGAAUGCUACAGCGGUGGCAGGAGGGAUGGGGGGAGGUGGGCCUGUGUCGAAUGGAGGGAGGGAGGGACGGUCCCGGCAGCAGGGGUAUGAGGGGAAGCAUCAGGAGUUGGAGGGGCAGCAGCAGACGUCUCAGGCGCACGCGGCAGGGGCGGGAGGGCGGCUACCGAUGCUGACAGUGGAAGGAGCGGCCGGGAUGAAAAGAGUCCCCAACGCCACAGCCUCCUGCCCUGACCUCAUGUGCAAUGUGGCACUCAAAGGCUUCAUGUUCGACCAUGAAGGGAAGGGCCAUCUGGGGGAGAAUACAACUGGUCCGGCCAACCGUGCCCACAGCUGCUGGAUUAUCUGCCGUAAAACUGAGGGCUGCGCUUUCUGGAUGUAUCAUCGAGAGAAACCACAAGGUCGGUGCACAAUGUGGAGUGAGAAACAAGACCCAUGCAAGCCUACAGAUCCCAAUGACCCUACGACCACACGGUUCCGGCCAUGGCCAGACAGGGAAUACCUUGUUGGAGGGCAUUGCAAGGGAGGUGCCACGCCUUUUGGGCAUGUGGUGCGCCGCAAAGGUCCUUAGAAACAUAGGCACACUAAAUAAGAAACAUACCACUUAUGGGAGUCCUGUUUUGUGUAACAUCAUGCUUCGCAAUUUGGUUCGCAGUCAACGUG